This is a messenger RNA of Iphiclides podalirius (scarce swallowtail), 2112 nucleotides long. Lineage: Eukaryota; Metazoa; Arthropoda; Insecta; Lepidoptera; Papilionidae. The record is from the annotation of a GenBank genome assembly.
AUGUCUUCAGUUAAACUGAAUCUGGACGUGGACGAUGUGUCAGAGGUGGACAUCACGCUGAUGACACUAAGGAAGCCGACAGAGCUGAGGAAAGUCAUAGAAUCCGUACCGAAGCCGGUGAGGGCCGUGCCGAAGAACGGUCUACCGAUGUGGUACCGACUGGGACUGGAGUGCAAGCUUCCCGUACCAAAGAUGCCGCAGGGAAAGAUUGUGUUCUCGCGCGGGAAAAUCGGCGAAGAUGUACGGAGGCUUUCGCGCGAUAAAACGUCAGGAGCCCGCAUAGCGCUUACACCGCCGCACACGUGGUACGCGACCGCCCGAUUGUUUGGGGUUCGUCGCCUCGGGCUAGGGAGCGGUGGCCCUCGUCCGACCUUCGACCUGAACGACCCCUACUGCAACAAUGUCACGUACGAUUACGUACCGAUGCACGAUCCCCACCUGGCGCAUCAUUUCGCCCAGAAGCCGGCGCGUUGCAGAAUGAAGCAGCUCGGUUUCUGCACGAAAGACGGCAGGGCCGUGUGCUCCCUGAAGGAGUUCAACCAAGUACAGAAAGACGAACGUGCCCGUGAUGAUCUGACACUGAAACGCGUGGAAGUGGACGUUCUACGUCGUCUGCAGGCGUUCACCAGGGCGGAGAGGGCCCGUGAGCAUUUGGAGCGAAUCGCCCAAGAGCACGCGGACGAGUGGGCCGAGAAGAGGAGACUGGCGAAAGAGCAAGAAAAGAAGAUCCGCAUGAGGAUGCAGUACCUCGCCGAGUUCAAUGAGAAACAGCGCACAGAGAGAGCUGCUCGUGCGCGUGAGAAGGAAAACAGAAUCAAACAGAGGGUUCAGGCGGCGGCGGAGAUGGAGCUAAGGAGGAAGAUCACGAUGGUGCGGCUGUGGCGUACGAACGAGAGGAAGCGGCUGAACAGGCUUAAGCAGGAGAGAGAAAUGAAGGAGAAACAAAAAGAAGACCAGGCUAACAACAAAUGGAUGGCCCGAAUUGACGCCCAAAAUAUGAAGAUCCAAGAGGAGGCUAUUUUACUGAAACUUUAUACAGAGGACAUGAGGGCCGGAGCUUCAAAGAGGGCUAAGAAAGCCGAAAUCUACGCGUAUAAUAACGACCUGGAACUGCAACGCAUACGUCUCGCCAAUUGGAAACUGUUGCACGGUGGGGACGUGAAAGCGGCGAAGCUCGUGAGGAAAAUGGGCAUGGAGUUCGAGAAGUCGAAGCGCGGGGCUAAAGGAAUGAGCCCGGAACUGGCGCUACGCCUGGCCCAUGAAGCUAUGACGAGUGCCGUAUCGACGCAAGGUGACCCGUUCGUGACCCUAGGACAAGCGAGGACCAAGAUGGAUAUGGCCACAGUUUUGCCAUCGGCUCCCCUGAAGCUGAUAGACGAAUUAUUAGAGUCGACAGUGAUGGAGUUCGCCCGUCGACGCGUGCACGUUUUGCUACGCGACGUGGAAAGCCUCGUGCGGUCUAGGGCGGCGCAUGCCUUCUUCAACUUCAGACAGGGAGCUGACAAAAGGCGCGGGUCAAAGAAAAAGCCCCGCUGGUCAGCCAAAGUCGCGUCGGAGCUUACUCAUCGUUUCGCGACCGCUCGCAACGCUUCUUUGGGAUUCGGCGAGAUCACGAACAUUGCUCCCGACACCGAAGCGGACAUCGACUUCAAGAGCAUAAAAGAUCGACCACCGACACCGGUGCCAUCAAAAACAAAACUGGCAGAGGUGACUUUCUUGGAUAAAAUCGAAGACUUACCAGUGCCAGUUUCCGUGCCAAGCCAUUUACCCGAACGGAAAAAGUUACUGGAGAUGGUCAACUUAGCGGCCAGAAUUUUGUCACGUUCGGUCAACCAGAAAGUUAUUAAAGGCAUGGACCUUACUCUUGGCAAAGUGACACUACCCCGACUGAGAGUAUCAAUGGAGUGGGGCGAGGCGGUCGAGUGCCUGGCCGGCGCGGCGGUGGACUGCCGCGUGUACGGCGACGCGCCCGAGCUGCGCCACGUGGGCGACUUCCUGGCGCGCAGGGUGCUCGGCUCGCUGCAGGCCGAGAUGAAGCGGAGCAAGCAGAAGAAAUCAAGUCCAACAGAGUCGGAAGGGGACUUUUACGAUCCGGAAAAAGUGGUCGCAGAC